This is a messenger RNA of Gymnodraco acuticeps, 6562 nucleotides long. Its product is annotated as interphotoreceptor matrix proteoglycan 2-like. Lineage: Eukaryota; Metazoa; Chordata; Actinopteri; Perciformes; Bathydraconidae. Gene Ontology annotation, biological process: visual perception. The record is from RefSeq and is a predicted model, not a curated record.
UAUGUCAGGAGACAGUGUGGGAGGCCUUCAAGGUGUUCUGGGACCAGCUCCCGGAGCGGGACCAGUACCAGGACCUGGUUUCUCGCUGUUUGGACGGGUCCAUUAGCACCAGUGACAUCGGCAGAGAGUUCAGCCAAUCAGAGCGCCACGCCCAGCUCAUCAGGAGCGUGUUUCAGAGACUGCAGCCGGCGGCCGCCCUGAACAGGGCGUCCAGCUCCUCAGCUCCUCCUCCAUGCAGCUCAGAGUCCAGAGGGGUGCACAGCGGGGGGGCGGCAGAGGAAGACGUCAGAACCACCGGGUCCGGGCUCUCCCCUGAAGAGGUUCUCCCAACGGACUCUGGACCUGAAGACCUCCAGGAGACUUCAGAGGGUCCAGAGGUGGUGGUCACUGACACCGAGGGUCUUCCUGAGUCUGAAAAGGUCCAGGAUUAUUCUGUGGAGAUUCAGGAUGUGUCCCCAGAAGGCGAGGAGCCGCCCUCAGAGGUAAUGGUUCAGGAGGUACUCACACAAGCUACCACUGUAGUUCUUACGAAGCCCACCACAGAACCAGAGUCAGUGACCCUGGAGACAAAUCCUAUCCUGGACCCAGAACCCAAAGACAGUUCUUUGGGUAUCACGAGGGAUGUACCAUCAACGCAGGAGGUUGAAGACGAGGAUCUACCAGAGACACCUGAAUCAGUUGAGGAGGGAACUCUUGCAGAACCAGAAGACGAUCCUUUAGAGAACGAGGUAGAUGAAUCAGAAGAAGAUCAUUUAGAGACCGUGAUCGAAGAACCAGAAGAAGAAGCAGAGGUUCCUUCCCAGGCCUCCUUUCUGACCACGGACCGGACCAUAGAAGAAGUCAGUGAAGCACCAGAAGACCAGCUGAGUUCCGGAGUUACCUCUGACCCGUUCGUCCUGAUCCUACAAGAAGAUGAAGACGCCACGGUGGAACCUGAAGAAGAUCUGGUCUUAAUAGAAGAAGUUACCAAAGAGUACGCAGAGGUGAUUCCAACUACGGCAGGCCUACCAGCAAAAGAAGAAGAACCACCUCCGGGAACAGCUGCUGUAGAAGAUCCGGUAAAAGAACUGGCUGAAGAAACUGAAAUCACUGAAGUACCAGCACAAGAAGUGGUUCAUGUAGAAGAUACAGGACUCGUAGAAGAAGCAGAACUCGUAGAAGAUAAGGAGCCUCGAGGAGAACCAACAGAAGAAGACGGACUAGUAGAAAUUGCAGAAGAGACAGUACCUACAAGAGGUAUCACACAAGAACAUUCGGGAGAAGAAGUUGGUGAACCCGAACCAGAAAGAUCCAAACCAGAAGUUGCUGAGGAAGCGGUCUCAGAGAGUCUCCUCUUGACAGAACCAGAUGUACCAGAGCCAGAAGACCCUGAGGAAGAACCAGAGUCUGUCCCUGAGGAAGAACCAGAGUAUGUCCCUGAGGAAGAACCAGAGUCUGUCCCUGAGGAAGAACCAGAGUCUGUCCCUGAAGAAGAACCAGAGUCUGUCCCUGAGGAAGAACCAGAGUCUGUCCCUGGGGAAGAACCAGAGUCUGUCCCUGAGGAAGAACCAGAGUCUGUCCCUGAGGAGGAACCAGAGUCUGUCCCUGAGGAAGAGGUGGUCCAAGAGGGUCCGAGUGAAAUAUCUCCAGAAGUCGGGACUCCCACCGGAGCAGGAACCGCAGAACCUGAGGAUCCGGUCCUGGAGGAGGUACCUGUGGAGGUCCUACCUGAGGGCCCCCUGGUGGAGGUCCCUACAGAGAACACCCCCGGCCCCCUGGUAGAGGUCCCUGCUGAGAAGGUGGAAGCCACCACCAAGUACGUGGUUGAGUACAACAACGGGAACUUCCCGGCCCUGACGGAGCGGCCCCUGGACCUGGACGGGUUUGGGAACAGCUUUGGUCUGGAAGAUGAGGACUCGAUCGGGAACGAGAUAGACGGCACCCUGCUGUGGCCCCCGAGGGCCCUGAAGGAGCAGGUGGUGGAGCUGAGCCUCAAACUGAGAGGAGAGACCUUCAGUGACGCCCUGAGGGACCCGAGCAGCACCCAGUACCAGCUGCUGGACCGCCACUUCAUCCGCAGGAUCCAGGAUGCGUUGGAGCGGCUGCCGGGCUUCAGGAGCGUCCGCGUGGUGGAGUUCAGGCCGCAGAAGGACCUGGAGCGGGGUCUGGUGGUCCUGGUCCUGUACUCCAUCACCCUGGAGGUGGACGGCAGCAGUGGGGUGAACAACGCGACCCUGGACUUCAUCUCUCUGCAGAACAACCUGGUGGAGAAGAACUACCCAGGGGCCGCUGAGCAACCCACCGUGGUCUACACCAUCACCGACUUCAGGAACUACAUCACUGAGGCACUGCACAAAGACGGCUUCCUGGGCAACAGCAGCCAGGAGGCGUCCCAAACCGCGGAGAACUCGUUACCGGCGGUGAAGACCACCAGCCGCCCGGAGGCUUUCCAUAGCAUGGAUAGCGUCCUGGCUGCAGAGAAGCCUCCGGACGCUCCGCUGCACGAGGCCGACCUCAGCAAAGAUGACUUCUUAUUCGACCCGUGGAAAGGCGCGGGGGUCGGGUCCAGUGAGAAUGACGUCUUCCUAUUGGACGAGAGCACGAAGCCCGUCGGACUGCGCAAAGACGGGGACCCCCUCACUGAGCACUUCCUGUUUACAGAUGGAGGUUUAGAGGCGGAGGGUUUCCUCCUCAGUAACGCCUCGUCACCGACUCUGAAACCUCAGACUGAUGAAGGAUCAGGUUCUGGAUCCUCUGGAGGCGGACCUGGGUCUGACCUCUGGUCCUGUCCCCCCCAGCCUGUCUCUGAGGGGGGAGGCAGCAUGGAGGUCCUCCCGCCGCCGGACCUGGAGGACGAGGAAGACGAGGAGGAGGAAGAGAAACAGGAAGUUAUCACCAAAGCUCCUCCUCUAAAGACAACUGCUGCUCCAGCUGUGGAAGGAAGCCCGGACCCGGACCUGGACCUGGACCUGGUAACGCCUCACAUCAGCACCAACCCGCGGUUCUCCACCACCCCCAAGGCCCCGGUGUUCUGGCCUCAGGCGACGCUGACCGUGGAACUGAAAGAGGCGUCCGGCAUCUUCGAUGACAUCGUCUUCAACGGGAAUUCCGUCACCGGGUCUCCGGACCUCCAGGACCAUCAGGACCAUCAGGACCAUCAGGACCAUCAGGACCAUCAGGACUGGACUCUGGAGGCUCCGGUCUUUGCAGGACCAACAGUGGUCUAUCUCUCUGACACCACAGAAGAAGAAGCAGAUGUGGAGCCUACAGAUGGGUCUACAUCAGAAGAAGAAGUCUUUGAGAAACAGGAAGUCCCUGAAGAAGAAGAGUCCAGCAGCGGAUCAGAAGUGGAGUUUGUCUCAGAACUGGACCCUCUGCUCCCAGGACCCGGGCCCUCUGAUGCGGUGGAGGUUCUGGAGGAGCAGCACCUCAGCACCGCUGACCCGGUAACUCUCGUUCCGCCGGUCUUCCUCCCGGAGGAGGACCUGGUGGAGGACGAGGUGAUGGUCGUCUCCUCGUCUCCACCCUCGUCCUCCGUCAGCAUCGCCCUCUCUCCGGAGAAAGACUCUCCGUUCACCCGGGUCUCGGACUCGGAGCCGGAGGACGAGGAGGUGCUGCAUCGUCAGAUCCAAACCCACGAAGAAGAAAGUCCAAGCAGCGCCCCGGCAGCAGGUGUUCCUGGUCUGCUGCCGGCGCUCCUCCAUGAAUCAGAAGACGUAGGAACCCUCCGAACAUCGCCUUCCUCUCCACAGGAGGUUCCCCCCCCCUCUCCACAGGAGGUCCCCCCCCCCUCGGAGCAGGUCUUCUCCGACUCCCCGAGCUUUGACGUCUUCCCGCUCAGUGUUAUUGAUCCUGAAGGAGACGGCAGUGGUUCCUCCAGUGGGGCAGAGAUGGAGGUUCCCACCCCCACGGCGCACCCUGCUGGCCGGGCUCUCACGGUGUUCUUCAGCCUGAGGGUCACCAACAUGGCCUUUUCCAGUGAUCUGUUCAACAAGAGCUCCUCCGAGUACAGAUCUCUGGAGCAGCGCUUCACCCAGCUGCUGGUCCCCUACCUGCAGACCAACCUGCACCACUUUAAGAACCUGGAGGUUCUGAACUUCAGGAAUGGCAGCGUAGUGGUGAACAGUCGGAUGGUGUUCGGACGCCCGGUGUCUCCAGGCGUCUCCAGUGUCGUUCAUCUGGUCCUCGAAGACUUCGCCAACGCUGCCUACCAGACCCUGAACCUGGACAUCGACAAGUACUCUCUGGACGUGGAGGCCGGUGAGCGUGCUGACCCGUGUAAGUUUCAGGCGUGUAAUGAGUUUUCUCGCUGCGUGGUGAACCGCUGGUCUGGCGAGGCGGAGUGUGUGUGCGCCGCGGGCUACGUUAGCGUGGACGGGCUGCCGUGUCAGAGCGUCUGCGACGUGACGCACGACUUCUGCCUGAACGACGGGAAGUGUGACGUCCAGCCAGGGAAGGGCGCCAUCUGCAGGUGUCGUGUCGGGGAGAACUGGUGGUACCGUGGUCAGCACUGCGAGGAGUUCGUCUCCGAGCCGCUGGUCGUCGGCAUCGCCAUGGCGUCGGUGUCCGGCCUCCUAUUGGUGGCUGGAGGCAUCGUCUACUUCCUGUCCAGAACGCUGAGGGAGCGCUACGACGCAGAGGACAGCGAGGACCCAAUCAGGUUGGGCAUCCCGUCUCUGGAGCGUAGUGCUAAGCUAACCGCGGCGCCGGACAGCGGACCGGUGGCGGCUCAGUUCUACCGGCGCUACGAUGACGAGGCGCCACUCAGAACCGGGUCCAGAGACCAGAACCAGGAGAACAUAGACCAGGAGAACAGCUCUCUGAGCAAAGAGGAGAUCCAGGAGCGUCUGAGGAUCGUCGAGCUCUGCUCCAGAGAUCAGCACUUCGCCGACUUCAUGAGACAAACUCAAGUAUUCCUGGAGAAGAGAGGAAGCUCUUCCACAUAGACCUCCAGAAAGCCGCCUUCGUUCUGAUUGGAGGAUCUCGCUGCUCCCCUGGAGGUGACACUGAAACACUUUGGGAUUUUAUUUUGAAAGGACUCUUUGUGGACCUGAAUUCUGACCUCUGAUUAGUCGCCUGUCACUUCCUGUUCACUCUGUGUUUAUAACCUUCAGUCACUGCUGCUCUUACUCUUAUUUACAAACUGCUUUCUGUACUCUUCCUAAAGACUUUAUUCUGAAACUUCACUGUUGUUUCUACUUCCUGUUUUCAUGUAUCAUCGGAGAAACCUUUAUAUAUACAGUCUAUGGGAGAAACACGUUAACAUGUCGUUAGCUUCACGUUAGCUUGUUUUGCUCGGUGCGGCUUCCGUCAGUGCCUUCACGCUCCGUUAGCGUCCGUUAGCGUUAGAAUCCGUUAGCGUUAGCUCGGGCUCUCAGAGUUGUGAUGUUGGGUUGCAGUCGAAUAGUCCAAAAAUCAGCUCCUAAGUUCCAUACAUGCCAACCUUUCCAAAUCCAAAAGAGGUAGGUUUGCGCGCGGCAAAUGUGCAUGCCCAAAUGUGCACGCCCAAAUGAGGUAAUCAGAAGAAAUGGAACCCAGUAAUUACAUGUAUAAACUGCAUUUAACAUAUUGCAUCAUUUUAUGCAUUUUUCAGAAAAAGUGGUAGUUUGGUAAACAGUGACAUCAACGACAUGUUUGUAAAAGAAUGGGAGAUAAAUAUCCCAAAGUCUCCACAUGUUGUGCUUCUGGUCCUCUUCCAGUUGAGACAGAUGAAGGAUGUGUCAGGACGUAGAACUCCUGUGUGAACAUUGGAUAAAGCCAGGUUCAUGUUCUUGUUUCAUGUUGUUGACAUAUUAGAGUCAAAGGUUUGCACAGAGCGAAAUAUCUUUGUGUUGCGCCAUUAAUCAGAAAAUACUGCAUUAAAAAAGUCAUUUCCUGCAUUUGUCUACUGAUAAAGUGUGAUAUAGAUAAUGUACAGGCUUUCAGAUUAACAGAGACAUUAACGACAUGUUGGAGUUGAAAAUAUCAGAAAAAGUGAAAGAAUGGGAAAUAAAUGUCCCCUAAUCUCAAAAUAGGGUUAUAUAUUGUGUGUGUAUGUGUGUGUGUGUGUAUGUGUGUGUGUGUGUGUUUGUGGUCCUCUUACAGUUGAGACACUGUAGGUGAAGGAUGCUUCAGGGAAAGACCAAACACUGGAUGUCUUUCAGUCGCCAACCUGUGUUUUCGAGACACUGAUAUUAACGUGGAAAACCCUGCAGGACUCAUUUGGGAGUGAUUACCCAUCAGCCCCGGGGGUAACGCUGCCUUUCCUCUGCACGAUGUUUCUCUCUCAGAAACACAGAGGACUGUUAGUAUGAUGCGAUCACAGACACGCUGCAAAGUGGAGUCCAGUGUCCUUGGAGUGUCCUUGGAGUGUCUUUGGAGUGUCCUUGUUAUUUGCUAUAGUUUGGGAGGAUUGAAAGUCGGUAGGGAAAGCCAGCUGAAUCGGUGGGCGGUAGAAACAUGUCAAAAGCGGUAGGGUUGGCAGGUAUGAAGUUCUAACGCUAUCGUCUAUCCCUUGACCUCUGAGUGAAAGGUCACGGGGUUAAGGGAUAGUGGAUAGGAGACUUCAAAAGGACUUAGGAGAAGAGACUGCACUUUCACUAUC